Bolinopsis microptera is the source of this 1806-nucleotide messenger RNA. RefSeq names its product solute carrier family 22 member 15-like. Lineage: Eukaryota; Metazoa; Ctenophora; Tentaculata; Lobata; Bolinopsidae. Gene Ontology annotation, biological process: transmembrane transport. The record is from RefSeq and is a predicted model, not a curated record. Gene Ontology annotation, molecular function: transmembrane transporter activity. Gene Ontology annotation, cellular component: membrane. Bases 82 to 1641 code for a protein of 519 amino acids. The transcript has 8 exons.
CAUGAUCGCCAUUAGUAUACUGUUCCCUUCAUUCUUCUUUGAAUUUGUUUCUUGAUCUGUGAUUUUUCUACGGGGUCAACCAUGGAGGACGAUUUGAAAGGUACAAAAGUAGUAAGAAGUAAAUAUUCCGAAAAUCAGCCAUGCAAGGGAGUCCAGGAGUUCUUUGACAACCGCGGAAUCAAGUCUUUUACUAAGAUUGAGGAAUGUUACAACUACAUAGGACCCUUAGGACGAGCCCAGAUAUGUUAUCUAGUUGUUCUGAGUCUUCUCAACCUGCUCUCUGCGUACAACUUCCUCAUGGCCGUCUUCUUACUGGUGGUGCCGGAAUGGGAGUGUAAAGCAGGUAAAGUGUGUGUUGAGGAUAUGUGUAAGAUGCCCCGAGAGAACUGGGACUGGGUGCGGUCUGACCGGACCAUGGUCAGCUACUUCGAGCUGCAGUGUGACUCCAGCUACGCUAUCCUGGCGUCUUCGCUCUUCUUUGUUCCUGGAACUGUUGUAGGUUUAGCUGUCAGUGGGUACCUGUCUGAUAAAUAUGGUAGGAAGAAGACUCUCCUGUCAUCUAUAAUAUUGUCCCUGAUUCUGGCUAUCGGCCAGACAUUUUCAUCCUCCUACCCCCUCUUCCUAACCUUGAGAACCUUAUCAGGCGUGACGAGCGUUGCUUACAUGUCUAUUCACAUAACAUAUAGAGACGAGUUCUUCCCUUCAACAAAACGACCUGUUUGCUAUUUCCUCGGGUUGUUGUUCAAAACGGCUGGUCUCUUGCUGCUGGCUGGGGUGUACGAGAUGUUCACUUCGUGGAGAGCUCUAAACGGGGCAAGUGCCAUUCUCCUUGCUGUUCCACUGCUUGCAAUAUUCGUACCAGAGAGCCCACAUUGGCUGCUCACUAACUCCACUACACAGGAAACCACUGAUGUGCUCCUCAAAAUGGCCAGGUUCAAUCUCGGACCUGACCACGGUCUGAGAGAGGAACACUUCCAGUUAAAGAAGGUUUCUGAAGGUGGAGAGAGUGGGGAUGUUAUGAUGAUAAUAAGGAACCGAGCCUUCCUCAUCACCACUCUCAAGUUCUUCUUCCACUGGUUCGUUACAAGUUUGCUUUACUACGGCUUCUAUUACGCUCUUGAUGCCCUCUCUGGAAGUGUUUCUAUCAACUUCAUGAUCAUGGGAGCUCUGGAGUUGCCCAUGGCAGCCGCAACAGCGGUCAUGAUGGACAAGAUCGGGAGAAGAAAAACUCUUUUUGUGAACCUACUUUUGGUAAUGAUUUGCUGCGGACUUUCUCUUCUGAAAGUGAGCUUGGUUGGAGCCUGGACCGUGAAGAGAGUGGCCUCUAUUGUGGGCUCCAAGUGGGGGGUGGCCGCCAUGUUCAUGAUAGUCUAUAUGUACACUAACGAGGUGAUGCCGACCUCUAUCCGAUCAACUGGACUGCAUAUGUGUUCCAUAUGUGCUAGAAUCGGAGCCUUCAUAGCACCAUACCUUGUUAAGGCUUGUAACGACUCGAGCUACUACCUGCUCAACUCUUUGUGUGUGUUGCUGUGCGGAGUCGCUAUACUACUAACGUUAGGACUUCCCGAAACCAAGGAUAAAACUCUGCGAGCUAAUCUUAAUGAUGAGGGUGAAGUUUUCAGGGACGACGAAAAACUUUGAAAUGUCUUGGAUUUUGUAGAAAUUUUGACAGUUUAAAUACACGAACAAUCGAAUUCAUAUUAAAUCAAUAUAAAUUGUUAGAUUAAUUGAAAGUGUUUACUCGUUUGAGGUUGAUUUAAGUGUAAUGAAAAUCUGAUGUAGCAUUAGUACUUUAUUAAUUAUAGC